Molecule: messenger RNA, 2305 nt
Organism: Anopheles stephensi (Asian malaria mosquito)
Lineage: Eukaryota; Metazoa; Arthropoda; Insecta; Diptera; Culicidae
Gene: Hacl
Product: 2-hydroxyacyl-CoA lyase 1
Exons: 4
Coding region: 434-2137 (567 amino acids)
Biological process (GO): fatty acid alpha-oxidation
Cellular component (GO): peroxisome
Molecular function (GO): magnesium ion binding; catalytic activity; thiamine pyrophosphate binding
Source: RefSeq, a predicted model, not a curated record
UCAUUCUGGCACUCCUGUUGAAGGGAGGGCCGAUUUGACAGCUGGCUGCAGAUUCACAACAAACAUAUUUCACCUUUCGUUAUUGUUGCUGGAAAUAAAAAGGUUUUGUUAUUUUAAAACUUUAAGUGUAAUUCCACAAGUUGCUUCUCUUGAAUAAUCAAGUUUCUUGUACAAAAACAUCAGAUUUAGUGAAGUUUUCGUGCAAGUUCUUUGGCAGGCCAAAACCCACAUCACGCACACCACCGGCUUGUGCCAAAUGAUAACAAACACAUGAGCAUUGAUAACCAGCUGCAACUGAGCAUCGUCUUCGCAAGGUUUAAUCGCAGAACAAACCAAAAGUGUGCCUGAGGAGGACGGUUUAAGGGCGGUCUGCUUCAACGGAUUGUUACCUCCUAUUUGGUGUAGUUAUUUCUGUUAAAAUCUUGCUGACGAAAUGGAAGUAGACGGUAACGCAGUUUUGGCGAAGGCACUGCGAGAGCAGGGAGUUGAAUAUGUGUUCGGUAUCGUUGGAAUACCGGUGGUUGAGCUGUCGAUGGCCAUGCAGGCCGAAGGGUUGAAAUAUGUCGGCAUGCGCAACGAACAGGCGGCCUGUUACGCCGCGCAGGCCAUCGGUUAUUUGACCGGCAAACCGGGCGUGUGUCUAGUGGUGUCGGGACCGGGCCUGCUGCAUGUGACGGGCGGAAUGGCGAACGCGCAAGUCAAUUGCUGGCCACUGCUAGUUAUCGGUGGUGCUACCUCGCAGGACCACGAAGGUAUCGGAGGCUUUCAAGAGUGUCCUCAAGUGGAGCUGAGUCGUCCGUACUGUAAAUAUGCGGCAAGACCACCGAGUGUGGCCUUAAUACCGAUGCAUGUUGAAAAGGCGGUGCGCUUAGCGUGCUACGGCAGGCCCGGUGCAUCGUAUCUUGACUUUCCCGGCAAUCUGCUGACGGCAAAGAUAGCGGAAGAUGCAAUACCGGUGCAGUAUGCCCAUCCACCUCCACCGGUACCAUUCCCCGAGCCGAAGCUCGUUGAAGAGGUGGCACAGUUACUGUGUGCCGCCAAGCGUCCGCUGGUGAUCGUAGGAAAGGGGGCAGCCUACGCUCGCUCGGAGCUUCAAGUUCGUCAGUUGAUUCACCAGACCAAUUUGCCUUUUCUUCCUACACCGAUGGGAAAAGGUGUCGUACCGGACCAGGACCCGCAGUGCAUAGCUCCGGCUCGUACGCUGGCACUGCAAAAAGCGGACGUCGUACUGCUGCUUGGUGCUCGCUUAAACUGGAUACUGCAUUUUGGCCGUCCACCGCGCUACAGUGAAGAUGUAAAAGUUGUACAGGUGGACGUCAAUGCGGAAGAGAUGCACAAUAGCGUACUGAGCCGGGUGGCUGUACAGUCGCACAUUACACCCUUCACCGAGCAGCUGAUAGAGGUGCUAGCGAAGAAAAAGUUCCGUUUCGGGAACGAAAACGAAUGGUGGAAGGAUCUGAAGGCAAAGAGCGAGAAAAAUCGUGCAACCGUCGAGCAGAUGGCGCUAAAUGUGGAGGUUCCGCUGAAUUACUAUGCAGUUUUCCACCAUCUGCAGCAGUACAUUCCCAAAGAUGCCAUCAUUGUCAGCGAGGGUGCCAACACGAUGGACAUUGGACGUACGCUGCUCCAUAACAAGCUUUCGCGCCAUCGUUUGGACGCUGGCACGUUUGGAACGAUGGGAGUGGGGCCUGGAUUCGCCAUUGCGGCGGCCCUAUACUGCAGAGAUCGUCAUCCAGGCAAGAAGGUGAUCUGCGUCGAAGGCGAUUCUGCGUUCGGAUUUUCUGGAAUGGAGUUGGAAACGAUGGUACGGUACCAGCUGCCGAUAGUGGUAGUCAUUGUGAACAACGGUGGAAUAUAUGCUGGAUUUGAUAAAACAACUUACGACGAUAUGCGCACCGGGGGAGAUCUGACGCAGGUCACUCCGGCUUCAGCAUUGACACAUGAAACGCGUUACGAAAACAUGAUGAGCAUGUUUGGUAUGAAGGGACACUUCGUGCGUACCAUUUCGGAGCUACAGGAAGCGGUUAAGGAGUCGCUGAAAGCGACGGAUCGGCCAAACAUUAUCAACAUCGCUAUCAGUCCGCAGGCGGAUCGCAAACCACAAGACUUUAAGUGGCUGACCGAAUCGAAACUUUAAUCUGUUGGGAUACGUUUGGGAUUCUGAUGCAUUUUAUUCGCUAUUACUGUUAAGCGGUGUUUGGUAAAUUGCUAUCGCAAAGGUGCAAUAAUAAGGUAGGUCGUACAGUGUGGGCUAUACCGGGAUCGGUUGGGAAAAUAAAGGUUAGCUGUGAAAUUUGGCUCCGUA